Messenger RNA from Xiphophorus hellerii (green swordtail), 3405 nucleotides. It is a transcript of the gene prlra, whose product is annotated as prolactin receptor a. Gene Ontology annotation, molecular function: cytokine receptor activity; protein binding. Bases 349 to 2292 code for a protein of 647 amino acids. Gene Ontology annotation, cellular component: membrane; external side of plasma membrane. Gene Ontology annotation, biological process: cytokine-mediated signaling pathway. Lineage: Eukaryota; Metazoa; Chordata; Actinopteri; Cyprinodontiformes; Poeciliidae. The transcript has 10 exons. The record is from RefSeq and is a predicted model, not a curated record.
AGAGUGCCAGUCGCGCUUCCUUCGCAGACGGGACGAGCGUGCUGAGCGGUUCCCACGGUUCGGUGGAGCGUGUGCGCACCUCACCUUUCAACUUUCCAAGGAAAGCAGGAAAGUUGAAAGCAGGUAAAAGUUGCUCGGUCUUCACAGGAGUCACUUCAGCGAAGGCGCAAACGAGAGAGACGCUGAUACACCUGUCGUCUGCCGGUGACACCUCUCUCUGCUCACAGUUGCCCUCAGCAUGCCAUUUGAUACAUCCUCUUCUCACCUUCUGAAAUUGAGAGGCCAGAGGAGGACUCGGCUCAUGAAUGAUUCACCCAAAAUCUGAAUCAAAGGCUUUGUGGUGCCACGAUGAAGAAGGUUGGGGAAGUUGUUCUGCUCUGGCUGUUGAUAUUAUUUAUCCAGAUUGCAGCAGGAGAGGGAUACAGCCCUCCAGGGAAGCCAACAAAUAUCAGUUGUCGCUCUCCAGAAAAAGAGACCUUCACCUGCUGGUGGCAGCCAGGCUCUGAUGGCGGGCUUCCAACCACCUACGCCUUGUACUACCGCAAAGAAGGCUCUGAGAGGGUGUUCGAGUGUCCUGACUACAAAACGGCCGGCAAGAACUCUUGCUUCUUCAGCAAGAAUGUGACGUCCAUCUGGGUGAACUACAACAUCACCGUUGUGGCUACCAACUCGAUGGGAAACACCUUUUCCAAUCCCGUUGACAUAGAUGUCGUCUACAUCGUCAAGCCCAAUCCUCCGGAAGAAGUGGUAGUGAAUGUCACAGAGGACAAAGACUGGCCUUUUCUUCAAGUGUCAUGGAAACCCCCCAAAAUGGCUGACACCCGCUCGGGUUGGAUCACUCUCAUCUACGAGGUCCGACUCAAGUUGGAGAAUGAGAAUAAAUGGGAGGAGCUCUCUGCAGGCCAGAGGAAGAUUUUUAAGAUUUACAGCCUGAGGUCAGGUGGUACUUAUGAUGUUCAGGUUCGCUGUAAGCCUGAUCAUGGCUUUUGGAGUGAAUGGAGCCCCACAACCCGUGUCAAAGUUCCUGAAUAUUUACCACAGGAAAGGUCAAUGUGGAUCCUUAUUGUGGUCUUUGCUGCCUUCAUCCUCAUCAUCUGUAUUUGGAUGAUAUACAUGAACUUUCAUAGUGUGAAGCACUACCUUCUGCCACCAGUGCCAGGACCUAAGAUCAAGGGAAUUGACAAACAACUUCUUAAGAGUGGCAAAUCUGAGGACAUCUUCAGCUCACUGGUGGUUUCUAAUUUUCCCCCAACCACAUCCAACUAUGAGGAUUUUCUUGUGCAAUACUUAGAGGUGUAUGUCCCAGAGGAGCGUGAACUAAUCAUGGAUGAAGGCAAAGAUCUUCAAGACGAUAGCUUCAAAACUGAAAACUCCACAUGUGACAAUGAUUCUGGCCGGGGCAGCUGUGACAGCCACACACUGCUUAUCGAUAAGGGCGGAGGUGACAAAGAAGAUGGGCAGCAGACAGAUCAGGAGGGUAGUCAGGCUGAGGCUGAAGCAAAAAGUCAUGAGGAAGUAAUGGAGGAGGAACACCUGGCAUGUUCUCAUGAAAAUGCACAGAUCCCAAAUAUUUCCUAUGAGAAGGAGAAGGUGAAGAGCUGGCCUUCUUUGUUUUCUCCACUGCCCCAGUACAGUCUUAGCCCAGUGAAUCGACCAAAUAAACCUAAGAUGGGGAAACAACACUGUCUUUCUGACAGCCUGUUCACCCCAAACUCCUUGUCAUCUUACUUCACUCAGCCUGGUCCCAGCACCACAAAAGGCUUUAGAUCAAAUUACUGGGAGUGUAGCUUGGACCACAAGCAAUCUCAUCUACUCCAUCCCCAGACAGCAGCCCAUGAGCACCUCCAGGCCGAGAAUGACCUCAAUGCGGCAUAUGUUGACUACAUGGGAGCGCCGUUGGAUGUUCAUGCGCUCAGUGUCAGGCCCACCGAGUAUGUCGAAGUCCAGAGGGUCAGUGACGAGGACGUGGUUCUUCUUCACCCUGUUACCCCCAGCCAGGAAAACAGCUAUACCGUAAGCCACCAAACAGAGGACUACAGCAGGGUGAGGAUGGUGAACAAUAAUAACGGGUUACUACUUCUUCAGAGAGAUGAUAUUGAGGAAGAGAAGAAUAUGUGGCCUUAUGAAGAAGAAAUGGUAAGCAGAGCAACGUCGACUGGCUGCAGAGCAUCCGUCACUCCCACAUUACAGAACUCUGCGACUGGCAUUAACACCGCGUUGCCAAUUCUUGACGAAAAGGCAGCCAGUGGUUACGUCGACACCGCCACCAUGUUUGGCCUGCCCACUUACUAGGUGCUUUGGAUAUUAAUCUGGCAGCUGCUACACAUUGUGAGCGGUUCACUUUAAGCCUGAAACAAGGAGAAAAACCAUACUGACAAUGAUUACAUCUUUCCAAAAUUGGUUGCAAAGACAAUUGUCAAAAAAAUAUAUUUUUUUCCUUCUGUCAAGGUGAAACAUUGAUAUUUAAGAGCCACAAUUUUUCAGAUGAUUAAACAGUAUAAUCGUCAUUCAGAUUAAUUAAGAAUAAAAUGUAUCUUAAUUUAUGAGGUACUACAUGUUUCUAUGUUGAUUCUACAUGUUCUGUUUGUAUGAUGAUUAUACUGCAAACUGUUAUUUUACCUCUAAAAUAUAUUGUAAGGCUGCUUAUUGUAUAUUGUACAUAUUACAAAUAUAACAAUAUAUAUAUAUAUAAAGAACCCCUGAACACUUCACUCAGGGCAUUUAAGUUUCUCCUCUCUGUACAGCUCCAGUUACCUCUUCUGAGGGAGGGGUCUUUGCAAAUUAAUGCAAAGUAUAUUUUAUGCUAUUUUCUGUGCUGCUGUUAAAUAUUCUGUUAAAUAUUUGCAUACAAAAAUGAUGUAAAUCACAUGAUGUGCUCUUCACUGUCACCAGCUCUCAACACAGAUAACAGUGUGAAAUAUUUGGCUGAAAUGUAUAAAAGUUUGUAUUGGACCAUCCAAAAAAUGCUAAAAGAGGGAAUGUCUUUUGGAAUAUGUGGCUUCUUUUCUUUAAAUGGACAUUAAGAUAUGAAGAGAGACUUAUUUUAAGAUGUUUUAUUUUGGUUUAUAUAUGUGUUUUGAGUAAGUGUGUGUGGGUUUGUGUGGGUUUGAAUGUUAAACAUGAAGUUAAAAAGAAAACAAGCAAGAAUUUACUGAGGUAUUUGUCACUCAGAGCAGAUUAUGUACAUUUACUGAGUCGAAGAAAUCUAUAAUGAUGUGUACUUUUUGAUGGGAAAUUUGUGUCAUAAAAGUUGGUUCCCUUUGUAUAACAGUACACUGUCCUUGUGGGUAUAGCUACACUUGUGGUGAACAUAUUUGCAAUACAUAAGAAACAGCCAUCAAGUUACUUUUGAAAGCUUGUUUUAAAAAUUGAGUUUAUAAUAAAUUACUUUACGCUGCAACCGUA